Molecule: messenger RNA, 5004 nt
Organism: Pterocles gutturalis (yellow-throated sandgrouse)
Lineage: Eukaryota; Metazoa; Chordata; Aves; Pterocliformes; Pteroclidae
Gene: NEXMIF
Product: KIAA2022 ortholog
Exons: 3
Coding region: 1-4581 (1526 amino acids)
Biological process (GO): negative regulation of cell-cell adhesion mediated by cadherin; negative regulation of cell adhesion mediated by integrin; negative regulation of cell-matrix adhesion
Cellular component (GO): nucleus
Source: RefSeq, a predicted model, not a curated record
AUGGAUGACCAACAAGAGCAGGAUUGUGCCUCAGAAGACCAAGAAACUAUCCUGAUUAAUGGGGUGAAAGAAAAUGAACCGCACGCCCUGGACGGCGAUGAGAGACCUUGCACCGCCACCGAGGCCGCGGUCCCAUUCUCAGCCCUGAAGGAAAACCCCGCGUGCCACCGGGCGCUGCCUCCCCUGACGUCCAAGAAGCCCUGCUUGCUGAGCCCGCCGUCGCCGCUGCGGCUCACCGAUGUCCCCGAGCACGCCUCGGACGACUCCUCCGCCCACGCCAUCUCCCUCACCUCCUGCGUGACGAAGGGCAUGAGCUCCUGGUCGCUGCCGGGUGACUGCGAGAAGGCGCCGUUCACCAUGAUGGAGCCCGGAGGCAUGUCGGCGUUGACAGGCGAUUGCUUGAUGCAGCCGAGCCGGACCUGUCUGGGCUGUUUUAUUGAAUCAAAGGACGGCAUUGAUGCAGAGCCGGGAAUAAGCUUGAAAGUGGGGGAUAUAAAUAGGGAUUAUGACACCUGUUCGGUCUCUGAUAUAGGGAUUCACUGCAUGAGCACAGGAGAAACCAUGAGAUAUGGGGAUCAACUGCUUUCAGACCAGCUUUUAAGCUUCCCUAUGCAUAAAUCGAGGGCAGCGGACAAAAGAGAUGCAGAAAAAUCUGACAGUGAUUCAGAGGACCCCACUCAGAAAAAUUAUUACGAGGGAUUACUGUUAGACAAAUGCAAUGGUGAGGAACCUUUACUAACAAAUCCCAACCAGGAAUGGGGCUAUUUUGAAUCUUUCAUUAGCGAAAGUAAAAUUGAGCUGCUUGACCUCUGCUCCAAAAAUGAGCUUUCUGUAAAUCUGUUUUCCGAGGAAGACGUGGAUAAUUACAUGUUUGAUGAUGACGAUUCCACCUUGGGAAGCGAUGUCUGCUCCCUAAAGAUUAGAUACGAAUCCUUCCAGGACAACGUGCGGGAGAAGACCACCACCCUACAAGAGGACGCCCAGUUCAACUUCUUCCCCAGCGUGUUCAGCAACUGCACCAAAAGGGACAGCAGGAGCACCCUGAAAAGGGGGCCCAGCGGUGCCACCGACCCUUCCCAAUUCAAAUCCGAGGAAGGCAUCAUCUGGGGGGAGGAGGAGGAGGAUGGCGAGGAAGAGGACGGCGAGGAGGAGGAAAAAGCUGCCUUAAAUAAAUCUUGCAACAGCACGGAGAUGGUGCAGUAUGUGGGCUCCAAGAGGAGCCACUUCUUGGACUCGGUGAAUUCCACGGAGGACUCCGGGGAGUUCAGCGAUGACAGCACUUGCACAGAGUCCUCCUACGACGUGCUGCGGGAUAUCAAGGACUGCAGCCGGUACCUGUCCCGGGACCACUCCAGCUCCUUCAUUCAGCAGAACUAUGGGUUGCGGGCGAAGAGGAAAGUGCGAUACAGCGAUGACUACCUGUACGACGUGGACUCCAUCGAGAACGAGAAGAUCCUGGACAAGAAGGAGUGGCUACCGGAUGGACCCAAGGAAGAGGACGAUGACGAGUGGUGCCCCAAGAAACGGCGAAAAGUCUCUCGCAAGGAGCCCCCCAUUAUCAUCAAGUACAUCAUCAUUAACAGGUUUAAAGGGGAGAAGCAUAUGCUGGUGAAGCUCAGCAAAGUGGAUGCCAACGAGACAACUGUUACCCUAAACGAGGAGCUGCUCAGCAAGUACGAGAAGCUGGCCCCACUGAAGGGCUUCUGGCAAGAGAGGCAGCAGAGCCGGCUGGAUUUGCUCAGAUCGUCUCUCUACCACAAGCAGAAUUUCUAUCUUAACGGCUCAGAUGCUUCGUUCCUCCCUCACCCACGGAAGCGAAAAUGCAAGCUAGCAAACAGGCACCGGAUUCAAAGAAUUAAAGCCAUCGAGCAAUCAGUGAACAAGCUGGGCUCUUGCUCCUCGGAUCACAAGCAGCCUUGCAGCAGUAAAGAGGAGACGGGCCUGAAAGGGCUGCCGGCGUUAGCCAUCGCCACCCCCAGCUGUGCCAACGGAUUACACGUCAAUGACAUCGCGGGCAUCGCUGCCGUGAAAUGCAAAUCGCAGGAACGGGAGCACAAGGGGACGGAGAGGAAAGUGCUCCGCAGAAUCAAAUUCAAAAGCGAAGCCAGGUUGAAGUGCAAGAAGAUUAAAGCUGCUACCAGUACAGCGGAGGGUUCCCCGGCACUGGAAAACCGGGACUCUGCAGCGCGUCUGAAGGACGAAAACGUUCCUUGUGCUUCAGACAGCUCCCAUCUCCCGGAGCGCCACGAGGAUAAGGUUGCUAAAAAUUCUCCUUUCCUACCAUCCCCCCCCUCUUCAGACAAGCCUCUGCCAUCUGCUAAUAUCACCACUAAUGUCCCCCUGAUCCCCGGAGGGUAUCUGCAGACGUUGUUAGAUGCUUCUGAUUUGUCGAGCAACACCGGUAUCUCCUACUUCGCCCAGCAUCCCUCCGAGCAGCAGCAGCACCCGCUCCCCAGCAUCGUCCCGGCAGAAAAACCCUUUGCGGCUCUGCAGCCGGCGCAGAGCUGCGUGCUCUCCCCACCCUCCGAAUCGGAGCUCCAGCAGUCGCCCGGUCACUUGGAGAUGGAGCAGAGCAGUUUCGGUAGCAUGUGGCCGGCCGGCAAAGCUGCCAGCAGCACCCGCCAGGACUUCCCUGGCGACAUGCGGGAAGCUGCCGGGCUGCCGAAUGAAUUUGGUGGGGGCGGGGGCGCGGAUGCAGACGGCCUCCCGACCUCUGGAUACACUCAAGUCAAUCUGAAUAGCAGCAAAUUGCUCUACCAAAAAAAUUACAUGCCGGAUAGCCAACAAGUGCAGUCUGAUGAUUCUUAUCAGUCAUGUCAUUUUAAUAAUGGAGAGGGGCGCUUUCAUUUCCAGCGCGGUACACUAAGUACAGAUGAUGGCAGGCUCAUUAGUUUUGAUUCAGUGGGUUCAUUGUCAGUUAGUUCGAGCAAUUACAGUUCUUUAAGUUUAAAGUCUUGCGAAAAGGACGGCGAGGAUGAUAUUAAUGAUGAUUUCUUGGCCCACUGCAGUCCCAAGCUAGUGAUCCAGCAGAGCAUAGAUGAAAUCACCCCUUUGAAGGAGUCCACGGACCUUUUAGACAUUUCCAACUUUACGCCUGAUAAAUUCCGCCAGUCGUCGCUUUCGGAGAUGUCCCCUCCGGACACUCCCAACUUGUCCCCGCAGAUAGCUGGCUCCGACGCCAAGCCCCUGGGCACCCUGAAAGGUUUUCAGGAGAGCCCCCAGGCUGCCCUCAACAGCUCCGAGAAGGUCAAGUGGAACUGCGGGGUCCUGCAGACCGAGGAUCAGGCGGAUAAUGGGUUUGCUUUAAAUAAUCACCAGUUCCAGUUCCAUAUGUUCAACGAUGAAGAUUCUGUCAGCCUUCUCGAAAAGAGUCCAUGCUUGUCAACAUUUAAUGAGCCAUCUGGUCAAAUUAGCACCAAUAGCAAAGUGUCAAAAUCAAAGAGGAAAAGUUCAUCCAACAAGAAUGUGGGUACAAACCAAAGCUCUUCCCAGAAAGCCACCCGGAAAAAAUCACCCAAAACCAACAAAGGAACCGAUAAACCGCAAGGGAAAAACUCCCGGCAGCCACCCAAAUCCGCCAGGAAAGGGAAAAACGCGCCGGGAGUCAACGGUGAGAAGGCUCCGGCCGUUGGUGGCAGGGUGGUCAACCAGCUGAGCACCGUGGCCACCGCCACCAAGGGCCUCACCGAGAGCACUCAGCAUUGCGGCCCGGCCGGGGUGAAACUGGGCAAGCACAACGGGCUCUCCGGAGAGUGGGCGCUGGGGAAAGAAGGGGGCACGGGCUGGUCAGAAACCAGCCUCGGCAAUGCCACCAGCCUCCUGGACGACGAUCAGAGGGAGUUUGAGGAACCUUCCAACAUCUUGUCCAACAUCGCGUCGGGGAUGGCGGAUGUCCAGAGGUUCAUGAUGGCCUCCAUCGAGCCCUUGUGGGGGCCUGUUGGCCACAACAACGUUUCAGACAUAUUCCGGUCGCCAGAGUCCAACAGCCUGAAACUGAAAACUCUUAAAAUUUUGGCAGGGACUUCCCAAGAGUCAAAGAAAAAGGUGAACGGCGGCUCGCCGGGGGCAGCGAAGAACCACAAGUCGAACAACAAGGGCUCAAACAAAAACGGCAAAGCUGCAACUUGCGACCCUGGGCGCCCCAAUUGCUCAACCGGGUUCACCACGGACAUUCACGCCCCCUUUUUUGAUAAAAACUAUAGUAACCUGAGCACUUUAGGCAAUAACGGACCUACCCAUAAAAAACUCUACCGUCAUAAAUCCAGUUCGAAAUCGCUGAGGGAUGAGAACUGUAAAAUCAAGCGAACGGACCGCGAACAGCCCCACAAGGACCCACCCGUGACAGCGGCUUUUGAGAAACUGAGGGAAUCAGACUCCAUUCUUCUUAAAGCAGAAACAACAUUUUUGGGUUUUCCUGUAUUUGAAGAAGAGACUCCCUUUUCUAGAAAGACGGUUGAUGUUUGUUUCUUUAUUUUUUUCUCUUUUUUUUUUUUUUUUUGGUUGUUUUUCAGUUGGGGUAUUUUUUCCCGUCGGUUCCUUUUUCGAAAUCUGCCUUGUGGUAUGUUGAAAUGUAAGUGCUGAAAUGAAGAGUUUGAAAUUGUGGGAAUUUUAUUAUUUGAAAGCAAAAGGUAAUCUGGUAUUCUCUGUGAAAAGACUGUUUUAAAAGUCAUACUGUUGUACAGUAGUUUAUGCACUAUUACCCACACCAACAAAAAAAUUGUGCCAAACUAUGAACAAGUGACUGUAUUGUAUAUAUUUUUACUUCUCUAUCAACAUUGGGUUGUGAGUGUUUUCUGCAGCUAUGCCUUUUGGUUUUACUAGAAACAUUCCAGUUGUUAAGUACUAACCACCCCCCUUCGAAAGCACCUGUAACUCACGACGAAAACAAUUAUCGUUCACUUAUACAACUUACCAAAAGUUUUAUGGACAUGACUAAAAGUGUGCCAAAUUUACUUACCUCAUUUCAUGGAUUCACCCUGUGGUUUAAAGCUCAUAAAGGGAAAA